Messenger RNA from Colletotrichum phormii, 1467 nucleotides. RefSeq lists its product as uncharacterized. NCBI's taxonomy places the organism in Eukaryota, Fungi, Ascomycota, Sordariomycetes, Glomerellales, Glomerellaceae. Bases 1 to 1467 code for a protein of 488 amino acids. The record is from RefSeq and is a predicted model, not a curated record. The transcript is spliced from 3 exons.
AUGUUUAAGGUCGCUGCCCCUUGGGGCUUCCAUGGCUCGGACAUCUUUGCCUUUGAGCAGGAUAUGAAAGUCAAGGCACAGCAACGCUCCAACAUCCGACGCCAGAGGAAACUGUUCGCACGCAACACACACAAGAUUCCUUUCAACUUCAGAUCCACCCAGCAACCGGGCGUCAUGUCGAGUGAGGAUUGGUCUUUGGCCGUCAUUCCAGACGGGGUCCAAGACAGUUUCGAGGCCCAGCAGCUUCGGAACAGAUACCUAGCUGGCACCGCGGGCAGCCCGUACGUUGACCCUGAUCAUGGCAUAUUCUUUGCGAGAAUGCAACGGCUUGAUGGUUCUAUGAACGGCAAACGACAAGUCAUGGAUCAGAAUCAAACAUGGCAGCCCUUUGAGGUGGCCGAUACCACCGACGUCCAGUCCAUGUUCGCUCCGAUGCCGUAUCAAUACGAUGUCUCGUCUAUUGAUGGCCUUCCACUGUCGAACUCCAACGCCUUAUGCCAUGGCAUGUCCACAUCCUCUCCCGUCUUCACGGCAUCGGACGCAGGCACUAGCUUCGGCAGCUUCUCUUCUGCUGGUGCUCCUCCCAUCUUGCUCGACUCUUCUUCCUUCAGCUCGGCGGACGGCAGCGCCAUCAUCACCAGUCCUUCAGACCAGUUCGAGUAUGCCAAUUCGCCCUUCGCCUCUUCAUCCAUGGUAACUGAAGACUUCAACGGCAUCGAGGCGGCUCCCCCAUCACCACCACCAUUCUCCGAGCCAAACUCCAUCCUCUUCUUCCCUACGCCGCAGGAGCAGCUCGUCGAGCACCAGCACCAGGUGGAUAGCCAACAGGUGGCCAUGAACACAGCCGUCCUGGAAGGUGGCCAUGGCAGCUUCAGGGGUAUCAAAGCCGAGCAACAAGUCUUGAUGUCGAGGCCUAGGAAGGAGCUCCCCGAGAAGCCGCGCUCAUCGCGAAACGAUACCAGUAGUUCCUCCCGUCGCAGGGCCUCUCCGGUUCGCAAGCCUGUUCCCUCUACGCACAAGACUGAGCUUCGCCCGAAGCAGCCGAAGCCUUGUCCGGCACAGCCUGCUACAGUUGAUCUCGCAGAGCGUUCGGCCAAGGACGAAUACCUUCUCAAGGCCAAGCAAGAGGGCCUGACGUACCGCGAGAUCCGGGUCAAGGGAAACUUCAGCGAGGCUGAGUCGACUCUUCGUGGACGUUAUCGCACCCUUACCAAGAGCAAGGAGGCACGGGUUCGCAAGCCUGAGUGGACCGACAAGGACGUCCACCUGCUUCAGAGAGCCGUCCGCAAGUUCGCCAAGGGUAGUGAUCCCUCUUCCACCAAAAUCCCCUGGAAGCAAGUCGCCGAAUACAUCCAAAGGAACGGCGGCUCCUAUCUCUUUGGCAACGCCACUUGCCGCAAGAAGUGGGACGAACUUGUGCUGGUUGCUUCGGGCCACCAGAUAGGUGUAUACGGCGCGAUGGAGUGA